AUGGAGUUAGACACCGAAUCGUCAGCUGCUUGUCAGGUAGCCAAUCCGUCCGCUAUUAAAUGCAGUUCACAAAAUCUUGACAGCAAUCAAGAAUGGAAAGUUGCUACGAAUAAAAAACGACACCAAAGUGAAUCAUUAUCUAAUAAUGACACUGCAAAGAUAAAACUCAAAAGAAAAAAAACACAAUCCAGCAGGCCUCCUCGAAUAUUUAUCCGCGAAGUAGGAGAUAUCAAGCCGCUAGUGCAAUUAUUUGAAGACAAAGCCCAGAAACAAUAUAGCCUAAAACUGAUCAGUUCUUCUCAGGCUGACUUUAUACAAGAAUUCGGUUACCCUGUAGAACAGUACAACGUGACAACAAAAGAUGGUUAUAUUUUAUCUCUGCACAGAAUACCGCGUUCACCAAAAAAUGGUCCACUUUUAAAAACUUUUCAAAAUUCUGACAAUAAAGUGGUGCUGUUGAUACCAGGAUUGUUUUCAAGUUCUGCUGAUUUUGUCCUGAUGGGACCUAACAAAUCAUUAGCUUUGUUUUUAUCAGACCAUGGCUAUGAUGUCUGGUUAGGCAAUAAUAGAGGUAAUAAAUAUUCGCGGAUGCACCAAACUUUGGAUCCUGAUAGUAAUCUUGAAUAUUGGGACUUCAGUUGGCAUGAAAUGGGAACAGAAGAUCUGCCGACAAUUAUCGAUUUUGUUUUGAAUGUUACUGGGCAGUCCAAGUUGGAUUAUAUUGGGCACUCACAGGGUACAUGUGUAUUUAUCGUGAUGACAUCGACAAAACCUGAAUACAAUAAAAAAAUCAGAUCAAUGCAUGCCCUGGCUCCGUCCAUCUUCAUGUCGCACAUGAAAAGCAACGCGCUGAACUGGGCGAACGUUUUAAUGGACACAGUACAUGCUACCGAAAAUAAUUCAAGAGAGAUGUUGCGUUAUGAUGGACGCAUCAGUGUAAGUCUUCGAAAAUUUUGCAUAAUGAGUAAGUUUUCUACGAGAAUGUGUUAUGAGAUUAUAUCAGACAUGAUCGGACGCGAUGAGGAACAACUGGAUCUCAUUGGCAUUAUUCCAUUAAUUUAUCACAAUUCGCCUGCAGGAUCUUCUACAAAUCAGAUAUUACACUUUUGGCAAAAUUAUAAUACAGGAAAGUUCAACAUGUUCGACCACGGUUUGGAAAAGAACAAAGUGGUCUAUGGCCAGGAAAAGCCACCGAGCUAUAAAUUGAGCAAUGUUUUAUGCAAAGUUUAUUUAUAUUAUGGUGAAAAUGAUCUCAUGACUGGAUACGAGGUACUAAAACAACAAGAGGCUUCGAACACAAAUCAGGUAGAUAUGCUAUUAUCGCAGUUCUUAUCAGAAUUCAAAUCCAUGUUUCAACAAAUGAUGCAACAAAAUAAUAUGAUUAUGAACAUGUUAACUACACUUAUAACAAAAUCAAAUAAAAAUGACUAA
Molecule: messenger RNA, 1431 nt
Organism: Ctenocephalides felis (cat flea)
Lineage: Eukaryota; Metazoa; Arthropoda; Insecta; Siphonaptera; Pulicidae
Product: lipase 3-like
Exons: 10
Coding region: 1-1431 (476 amino acids)
Biological process (GO): lipid metabolic process
Source: RefSeq, a predicted model, not a curated record